Messenger RNA from Ylistrum balloti, 1143 nucleotides. Its product is annotated as visual system homeobox 2-like. Gene Ontology annotation, molecular function: DNA-binding transcription factor activity, RNA polymerase II-specific; sequence-specific double-stranded DNA binding. The record is from RefSeq and is a predicted model, not a curated record. The transcript is spliced from 5 exons. NCBI's taxonomy places the organism in Eukaryota, Metazoa, Mollusca, Bivalvia, Pectinida, Pectinidae. Gene Ontology annotation, biological process: regulation of transcription by RNA polymerase II. The coding region runs from base 1 to 1143 and encodes 380 amino acids. Gene Ontology annotation, cellular component: nucleus.
AUGAACACAAUAAUUAAUUCCGCAAACUCUAUUAUAAACUCGGGUUCGCCACCAAUGCUUGGUUUCCAGUCUCAGUACAAUUCCGGUGGACACUUUCAGCAGAUGUAUAACACACAAACUGUCCAGCGCCCGUCCUUCGCCAUCCAGGAAAUACUUGGACUUCCAGCUUCGUCUUGUCGACAAAACCCAAGUCCGGAUUUACUAGAUCCACAGGGCAUGUCUCCUUCUAAUGUCAUGUAUAUUUCCGGACUCAACUCUGGACACAAUUCCGGAUCGUGUGGAGCGGACUUGCCUCCUCAGCAGAAUUACUACAGGGAUCAAACGAUGAUACCACAAACCUCGUGUCCAAGCUUCAACCCAUGGCGGAUGGACACAUCCUACAAUCAGUAUCAGCCCAACCCCGUACAGACUAGUACCGACCUCCCGGGACCCAGGUACGGGGAAAACCCGGGAUACGGUCUUAAAGCACCCUGUCUGGAAGAUGUGCCCCAGAGACCAGAAUGUGCACACAUACAGAAGUCGGAGUGUGGUGGCCACGGCAAGAAACAGAAGAAGAGACGCAGACAUAGGACCAUAUUUACGAGUUACCAGAGUGACGAACUGGAGAAGACAUUUAAGGAGGCACAUUACCCUGACCUGUACACUCGGGAGGUGUUGGCCCUGAAGAUUGAUCUCCCUGAGGAUCGUAUUCAGGUAUGGUUUCAAAACAGACGAGCAAAAUGGCGAAAGAGCGAGAAGACCUGGGGGAAAAGUAGCAUUAUGGCAGAAUAUGGUCUGUACGGAGCCAUGGUUAGACAUGCACUUCCGCUUCCGGAAUCUAUCCUGAAAUCAGCUAACAAAGGCAUCGACAAGUCAAACGCACCGUGGCUGUUGGGUAUGCACAAGAAGUCUAUCGAAGCGUCUAAAAAGAUGAAAGAGGAAGAGAAUACGGAAGAGGAGGGAACAGAUGACAAACAUAAAGAUGAGUUCCGGUCGGAAAGUAUCGCUGCUUUACGGGCCAAAGCACAGGAACAUAGUGCUCGAAUGUUACAAGCUCUCAAUCGGGAAGGAAAGCCAAAUUUUGAGGAAACUAGCAAUAGUUCUUUUGACAGUUCUUUUUUCUCUGACUCAGGUGAUACAUCAGUGGAUAUAACCAGACAGUGA